This is a messenger RNA of Peromyscus leucopus (white-footed mouse), 3931 nucleotides long. RefSeq names its product toll-like receptor 13. Gene Ontology annotation, biological process: toll-like receptor signaling pathway; inflammatory response; immune response. The record is from RefSeq and is a predicted model, not a curated record. Lineage: Eukaryota; Metazoa; Chordata; Mammalia; Rodentia; Cricetidae. Gene Ontology annotation, cellular component: membrane. The transcript is spliced from 2 exons. Bases 170 to 3040 code for a protein of 956 amino acids. Gene Ontology annotation, molecular function: protein binding; transmembrane signaling receptor activity.
UCAUCACGAGGUUUUUUAAGAGUCCCAAGACAGAAUGUCAUUGUUUAGAGAAGAUGAACAACUGCACCAUGUGCCAGGAGCUUCUCAGAGCAAAGUCCAUAGGUAAAGAGCAUGCCUUUGAACAUGAGCAUUGCAUGUGCGGAGGGAUUUUUUUCCUGUUGUAACCUGGAUGCCUGGGGCAGUCAAGAUGAGUUGGGACAACUUGGUGCCUGCUCUCCAGCUCCUGCUCCUGUUCAUCGGGCUUUCUCUGCUGUCUUUGGUAGACACAUAUGGGUUCAAUAAGUGCACACAGUAUGAAUUUGAUAUUCACCAUGUGUUCUGCAUUCGGAAGAAGAUCACCAACUUGACAGAUGCCAUUAGUGACAUACCUGGAUACACUACUCACCUCAACCUGACGGAGAACUACAUUGAAAUCCUUCCUGCCCGGAGCUUCACUAAUGUGCCUGCUCUGCUGGACUUGAGACUAGAGUGGAAUUCCAUUUGGAAGAUCGAUGAAGGUGCCUUCAGGGGACUGGAAAACUUGACCCUUCUGAACUUAGUGGAAAAUAAGAUUCAAAGUGUGAAUAACUCGUUUGAGGGCCUGUCCAACUUGGAGACCUUGCUCCUGAACCACAAUCAGAUUACCCAUAUUCACCAAAAAGCCUUUGCUCCUCUGGUCAAGUUGAAAUAUUUGAGCCUAGCUCGAAACAGCAUUAGCAAUUUUUCUGUUAUUCUUGAAGCAGUCCAGUAUCUCCCGUGCCUGGAGUACCUUGAUCUUACUAACAACAGCAUUAUCUACUUGGACCACAGUCCUAAGUCGUUGGUUUCUCUGCUCCACCUGAGUUUCCAGGGGAACAAACUAAUGGAGUUAAACUUCUCUGCCUUGUCACUGCCUAACCUAACCACUCUAAGUGCUUCCCAGAAUGGCCAUGGCGUCAUUCAGAAUGUGUAUCUGGAAACUCUGCCCCAACUCAGGAGCUUGAAUCUGAGUGGAACAUCAGUGAAACUGGAGAUGCUUUCGGCCAAACACCUGCAGAAUAUAAGGGUUAUAGACCUCAGUAACCGGGAGCUUAGACAUGGUCACUUAAAUGUGAAAACUGUUUGUCACCUCCUCAGAAACCUACCCAUGUUAGAGGCGCUGGUUUUUCAGAAAAAUGCCACCAAUUCGGAGGGCAUUAAGCAUCUAGCAAAGUGUACCAGGCUUUUGUUCCUUGACCUGGGCCAAAACAGUGACUUGGUUCAUCUCAAUGACAGUGAGUUUGACGCUCUACCCAGUCUCCAAAGACUGAAUCUAAACAAGUGCCAGCUUUCCUUCAUCAGCAACAGGACCUGGAGUUCCUUGCAGAACUUGACCAUCCUAGAUCUGAGCCACAACAAGUUUAAAAGCUUUCCAGAUUUUGCGUUUUCACCCUUGAAGGGCCUGAAGUCUCUCUUUCUCUCAAGAAACCCCAUCACAGAACUCAAUAACUUGGCCUUCAGUGGGCUAUUUUCACUGAAGGAGCUCAACUUAGCUGGGUGCUGGAUAGUAACAAUUGAUAGAUAUUCCUUUGCUCAAUUUCCAAAUUUAGAGCUCUUAGAUCUUGGAGCCAACAAUAUCCGGACUCUCAACCGUGGAACCUUCCGAUGUCUGAAAAAACUCAGUGUUUUGAUUCUCUCCCACAACCGCCUGGAAAUUAUAGAGCCGAGUGCCUUUUCCGGUCUCACUUACCUACAUCACCUUGACCUGGUGUACAAUAGCUUGUCAUAUUUUCAUAAACACCUUUUCUCGGGCCUGGAAAAGCUGCAGGUUUUGAAACUCGGUUUUAAUAAGAUCAAAUAUGAAACCACUAGGACCCUUCAAUACCCUCCAUUUAUGAAGCUCAAGUCUUUGAAACAGCUCAGUCUAGAAGGACAACAAAAUGGGAUUCAGGUUGUUCCAAGUAACUUUUUCCAAGGGUUGAGUAGCUUGCAGGAGUUACUCCUAGGAAAAAAUCCCUCCAUAUUCCUGGACCACCGCCAAUUUGACCCUCUGAUUAAUCUCACCAAGUUGGAUAUCUCAGGAACAAAAGGUGGAGAUCGAAGUCUCUAUUUAAAUGCUUCCUUAUUCAAAAAGCUCAAAAGGCUAAAGAUCCUGCGCCUUGAAAAUAACAACUUGGAUUCGUUGGUUCCUGGCAUGUUCUCCAGCUUACAGAGCCUACAGGUCUUAUCUUUAAGAUUCAACAACUUGAAGGUCAUUAAUCAAAGUCAUCUGGAGAAUCUGAAAUCGUUGAUGUUUUUUGAUGUCUAUGGGAACAAACUUCAGUGCAACUGUGACAAUAUGUGGUUCAAGAACUGGUCAAUGAACACAGGGGAGGUCCACGUCCCCUUCCUCCGGAGCUACCCUUGUCAGCAGCCAGACAGCCAGAGUUUGCUUGUAGAUUUUGAUGAUGCCAUGUGUAAUUUUGACUUUGGAAUGGUCUACUUCUUCUGUUCCUUCAGUAUAGUUCUCACCACCAUGGUCUUCUCUUGGUUCAGUGCCAAGAUGAUUUCCUCUCUGUGGUAUGGUUUGUACAUAUGUAGGGCUUGGUACCUCACUAAAUGGAACAAAACAGAGAAGAAGUUCUUGUAUGAUGCAUUUGUCUCUUUCUCAGCCACCGAUGAGGAGUGGGUAUAUAAAGAGCUUGUUCCAGCCCUAGAAGAAGGCAGCCAGACCACCUUUAAGCUCUGUCUUCACCACCGGGACUUUGAACCUGGCAUUGACAUCUUCGAGAACAUCCAGAAUGCAAUCAACACAAGCCGGAAAACUUUGUGUGUGGUCAGUAACCAGUACCUGCACAGUGAAUGGUGCCGGCUUGAAGUCCAGCUGGCCAGCAUGAAGAUGUUCUAUGAGCACAAGGAUGUCAUUAUCUUGAUCUUCCUUGAAGAGAUUCCUAACUAUAGGCUGUCCAGCUACCACCGACUCAGGAAACUCAUAAACAGACAGACAUUUAUCACCUGGCCAGACAGUGCUCACCAGCAGCCACUCUUCUGGGCUCGCAUUAGAAAUGCACUGGGCAAUGAGACUGUGGAGAAAGAAAAUACACAUCUAAUUGUUGUCGAGUGACUGAAAGUCUUAUAACCCCAAAUCUGGCUGCAUAAUGUUACCCAAAAUACAUGUAAGCUGAGUUGACUAAAUGAACCCACUCUUUGGGGACAAAGGCAGGGGUUGCUUAUAACUGUAAGACCUAGGACCAUUUGGGUAGUGUUCAUCAAGCAGCCAGGAGAGUGCAGAGAAGUGCUUGGAAAACUUUCAGGAGCGGGGUCCCACUGCUAUGGAAUUGGAUAGAUGGAAGAAAUUCCUGUUUUAUUAAGGAGAGGACUUGGGACACCAGUCAUCUGAAAUUCUGGGGAACAGAAAGGUCUUGUGUGUCUUUGAGAUCGUUGCUCAAUCAUUUUCUCCAAGUCAGUUCCUGUCAAGAGAGACUGUACUUGUUGUGUACGGGUUUCCUCAAAAUUUAAAACCUUCCAUCUUGGAGGGAAACUUCCUAAGACAGAUGUUUACAGAGAGAUAAAACAACAGGAUGUUCUAGGGGAGAAUGAAAUAUUCCACCCCACAGGAAAGCUUGUUAAGACAGGAGGUAAACAAUUCAAAAUAGUUUCACCGAGUCCCUGAUACUGACCAGUUCCUGGACCCCUCCCUCCCCAAGUGUGACUAAGCAGUAAAGCCUGCUGAGAGACAACCUCAGACAAGCCUAGCUGCCCGGAAGGAGCAGAGGGAAGAAGUGGAGAGCAGCCCAGCUCCCUGGAAGAGGCUCACACCAACUGAGCCCCCAGGAAAGGACACUCCACCCCGCUGAGCUCUCUGCAGGCUGUGCAAUGGGUUCUAGGUUUCCAGCUUAUGUCAGCUGUCAUCCAAGCUUGGGUGGGCUUUGUUUUUCAGUCAUGUCUGCUCCGAUAAGUAACCCCUCACUCAUGUUCUUGUAAAUAAACCCAAUAAAACUCAUUGGUUCACCAA